This is a messenger RNA of Plasmodium malariae, 3303 nucleotides long. Its product is annotated as conserved Plasmodium protein, unknown function. The record is from RefSeq and is a predicted model, not a curated record. The transcript has a single exon. Bases 1 to 3303 code for a protein of 1100 amino acids. NCBI's taxonomy places the organism in Eukaryota, Apicomplexa, Aconoidasida, Haemosporida, Plasmodiidae.
AUGCUUCUCAAUACCUUAUUAGAAGAACUUUUGCAAAAAUGGGAAAGGAAAAAAAUAAAUUUGUUCAACGUAUGUUUUAUUUUUCAUUCAAUUAAAAACAGUUUAGUAAAAUCAGAAGAGAGAAAUAAUUUGUUUAUUAACGACCUUAAAGAAGAUAUAUUGAAAAAGUAUUUACAAUUGCUUGACGACUCAAGCGAACAGAACACUGGGGGUGUAGGAAGUAGUAAUGAUGAGAAUAAAUAUUUUUGCCUCGCUUUUUUCACAUUUAUUUUUACGUUAGAAAAUGGGCUCUUGAAAAAUGGAAAUCGCUUCUCGACGUAUUUAGAAGAGCAAUACGUGAGGUCGUAUGAAGGAGUCUUAGGAAAUAAAUCCAAGAGAAAAAGAAGCAACAUCGACUCGGCAAGCCCAGCAGAGGAAAAGGACAACACAAAAUGGACGUUGUGUAAAGGGAAACAAGCAGGGAAAGAGGCAAGUAUAGAGCCACAAACAGAGGGAUACAUAGACACUCGGACAGAGGCACGUUUCGAGGAAACACUUCCAAAGAGCGGAGAAGCCAAAGAAGACUCCUCCUGUUUUACCGCAAACAUUUUCAAAAAAUUUGACGAGUUGAUUAAAAGAGCGAUAAAUUUAAAAGCAGAAGACAACAGUGAGGAUAACGAAGAAUUUACAUAUUAUAAAAUGUGUACUGUUUAUUGUGUACUUAAAUUUAUUUUUCUUUUAUCAGAAUGGAACUACAAAAUGGGUGGACUAUAUUUCAAAUAUAUGAAAAAUGCAUAUGAGUAUGUUAUAAGUAUAAAAUUGAAUAAAUGGUCAAAUAACAAAUAUAUUAUAAAGAUGGUUAAUACAGCACUCCUUCUAAUUGUACACACGAACUAUCAUAUUAUAAAAAAUAGUGAAAAGGAAUUUUUUAAUUUCAUAUUUAUUCAAUUACAGCAAAGGGAGCAUUCACUAGUUAUAGUAGAAGAACUGCUUGUUACUUUUUUGAAAAAAAAAAAAGAUAUCCUUUUAAAUAAAGAGAUAUAUAUUAAUAUAAAUAAUUAUGCUAAUGAUAAUAUAAAUUUAUUUUUAAAAUAUGGAAAAAAGGAAAAUUUAUUUUUCUUUUUUAAUUUUAUAAAUGUAUAUAAAAAAUUAAUUAUAUCUCACGUUAACAAUUCGGAUAGAAGGACUAUACCUAAUAUAAAAAAUGUACACAAUAUAGAUAUAAACCUAAGUAUUAAGGAUAUAAUUAUGAACAUUUAUAAAUUAUUAGCUUAUAUAGGGGAUGUUUCAAGGGAUUAUAUAUUAAAUAAGAAUAUUGAUGUGUCCAUAGAAGAUGGUAGUAAACAUAUACUGUACUGCGAGGAGAAGAAGAAGGAAAAAAAAGAAUAUUUCUCUUCUGUUGGUAGCAUUUUAGAAACAGUAAAGAUGGGAGAAAAUAAAACUCAUGUAAAUGAGUUCAUCGAACGGAUAGACAACAACCUCCAGAACAACAUCUUCAGCUAUGUAGUACAUAACGUAUUUUCCUUUUUUCAAGAUUUAGUAAAUGAAUUAGAUCCAGAAAGCAUAUGCAUGAACGCGAACGAUUUUGUGAAGUUUAUCAAGCUGUUCUUCAUCCAAAAUAAUGAGCAUGACUUGUUUCUAGUUUUUUAUUUAAAGGAAAAUUUUGUUACAUAUUGCAAAGAAUUGCUAGGAAAAUGUCUAGGUAUUUUUGACGAAUUUGUAAGUAACGUUAUUAUAUACUUAUUUAAAAUAAUAGAUAUAUUAGCAAAGAAUAAAUUACCACCAUAUGGUGAUAUAUAUGAAAAAAAGGAAGCAACAAAAGGAAAACUGUUCAACAUAUUUAGUAAGAUAAAAGAUUCGAAGAAUCAUGAGAGGGAUGCAGAUGAUGCCUUUCUUCGCAUUUAUUAUAGCCUUUAUAAUAAUAUGGUUCAUGUUCUUUCAAUUUUUCUUAAAAAUUUAAAAUACUACACCAAUGAAGAAGUUAAAAAGAUACUGUUAGUACAUUUUGAACAUUUCACUUUUUACAUAUUUAAUCAAAUCAAUAAUGUAAAUUAUGAUUUAAUUUUUCAAAAUAGUAGAUCCCUCUAUUUAACCUUAAAAGUGUUAUAUAAGUUGAUAAAAAUAAAAAAUUUCCAUUUUGAAUAUAUACACAAUAUAUAUUUUAAUUUAACCAAAAUGGAAAACAAACUACACAGUCUAAAUCAAGAAGUAACAUCCUAUUCGUGUUAUAAUAAAAAGCGGUGCAAUAAUAUACUCUUUCUGGAUAAAAUUAAAACGUAUCUUCUAAAAAACUGUGGUGCAUUUCUUUCCGACACGUACCCCUACCCUACAAAAAAGGAAAAAUUUGAAAAUUAUGAAAAAUGUGAAAAGCUUAUUAAACGUGAGCUUGUAGAACCGACUGACCAAGUGGGGGAAAAUAGAAACGUAAAGAAGAGAGGGGUGAAGAAGAUUAAGAAGAAUAAGGAGAAGAUUAAAGAGAAGAAUAAUAUGAUGAAGUUGAAAAUGAAGACGAAAAUUCGCAUGAACAUGAAAGGCGUAGUAAAAAAAACAAAAAAAAAUAAAAUCAAAAAUAAAAUCAAAAAUAAAAUCAAAAAUGAAAUCAAAAAUGAAAACAAAGAAGUAGUUUUAAAUGGCACACCGGAUGAUGUAUUAUUAACGAACCAAAUAAAUUAUACCAGUGAACACAUAGAAGAACACAUAUCUACAAUGGGGGAUUCCCAGUACACCCCGAAUAGCGCUACCGAUGCACGAAAUAAGCAGCAGAUGGAUGGCAAAAUAAACGAAAAGGUUAGUAUCACAUGUGAAGAGAAGAGCAAAAAUAUUAAUGAUAAAGGAUAUGCUUAUGUAGAACUGGGAAAGACAAAAAUGAAUUCCGAAAGGGAUAUAUGCCAUAGGAAUGGUGAAAAUACGAAAGAGCAAAAAUGGAGAGAUACCCAACUACCUUCUGGUAUGACCCUCCAAAUAAUCAGUGAUGAUCAAAGGGAUGAGGAAAAUGUCAAAAUGAUGAAUAAUUGCGUUAACAAUUUCCACCUGAAUGACAACCUAAAUGGAUACCCAGGGGAUGACCAAAGUGAAGGAACGGAUGAGAUGAAGCAGAAAAACGCUAGCAUCUUGCUUAGAAAACAUUUGACCGGAAAGAAUAAUAAUGUAUCGGACAGAGAGCACAACAAGGUAAGUGCUUGCGAAAAAGUUGAACAAAUUAUAGACGUAGACAAAAAUAUCGCAAAUUUAAAAGAGUUAACGGAUAAGAUAAAAAUCGUUUCAUCCUCUGAUGCUUUAAAUUCGCUCAAGUACAUGAAACAAUCAAUUUUAAACGAUUUAUGA